AUGGUUGGUGUGGCAUUGAAAUUGAAUUUUUUCAUUCUUUUGAGAUUGACCGGUAGAGCCCGUGCCAAGCACUUCAGAGUCGCAGGACACAGAAGGUCGCAAGGCAGAAUAUCGAUGCAAAUGGAAGUGGACAAAAGCAGUAAGCAACGAGAUAACUCCAAACCCCGGCAGACUCAUAUUUCCCCGGAAUUGGCAAAUCAAGCCAUUAAUGAUGCUAUUACAUACUCAGGUGGGGACGUUGUGGUUAUGGCUAGAACCUGUGCAAGUGGAUUUUGUGAUGCAUUACAACAAUGCUAUGGUUCAGAAGAAAUAUCAGAUGUGUUUAUUGCUUGCGGCUCAGGUUUAAACGGCUUAAUUGGAUUGCAAGUCGCUGUAGAGCUGCAGAAGAGAGGUUAUGCACCAGCGGUCUAUGCUGCAGAGCAAUCUAAGCAUGCUAAUUUCCGAUCUGUCUGCGAUGAAGCCGGAAUCGACUUGCACGACUUCAUUCCCAGUACGCUAGAGUUUUAUUAUGACAUCGUUGUAGAUGCCUUGCUUGGAACUGGCUUUGAUGGGGGGGACAUUCGACAACAGUACUGGACUGUUUACGAGAUGCUAAUCUCAACUCGGCUUGCGAUUGUGAGCCUUGAUGUACCAUCUGGCUGGGAUCUUUCGACGGGUCCAAGAAAAAUUGAUGUGACAGCAGAUUCGUUUAUCAAACCCGAAGUGCUAGUGUCUUUAGAAGCACCAAAGCUUGGAUCAAAUGUGUUUGCCGGGGGCUACCACUUUAUAGCUGGUCGACAUCUUCCUCAAAGCUACUUUUGGAAAAGGGAAUCUCUGUUCCGGCUUUUCCCGGCGAGGAGUCAAACUGCGUGCUCAUGUCAAGUAACCCGUUUCGCUUCGAAGGUGCUAAUGGAGAGACAUAUGGGCGACCUGGACAAUUCAAUCACGAUGACCUGUGGGACGAACUAG
Messenger RNA from Chondrus crispus (carragheen), 948 nucleotides. RefSeq lists its product as hypothetical. Gene Ontology annotation, cellular component: mitochondrion. Gene Ontology annotation, molecular function: NAD(P)HX epimerase activity. The transcript is spliced from 3 exons. Lineage: Eukaryota; Rhodophyta; Florideophyceae; Gigartinales; Gigartinaceae. The coding region runs from base 1 to 948 and encodes 315 amino acids. The record is from RefSeq and is a predicted model, not a curated record.